GGAUUAGUUUGUCUAUAUUGUUUAAGGCAUGAAUGAGUCAGUCCCUGAAUCUGUGGAAGACAAUGGUAAUUCAGUCCCUGCAAAUGGAUUAUUAGUAUUACUUGAUAAUGAUCAUGAGGAAGGAGGUGUUGGAUCACCUCAACGAUCGAACAGUGUUGAAUCUCCGGGUGGAUCAGUACAUUCUACGAGGAAAGGUUUUGGAUUGAAGAAAUGGAGAAGGAUUAAAAGAGAUGGUCCUGUGAGAGACGAGGCUGCUCCUGUUGAUGAUGGUAGUAAGUUUCUGAAGCGUGGAUUGGCUGGUUUGGUGAAUCCUCCUUCUAAACAUGUUGACUUUUCUUCAGUUGAAGCAAGGCAGAGUAGUGAAGGCUCUGUUGGGUCUGUGAAUAUGGUGCAUCAUCCAGGGGUAGCCAACGAGUUUAAUCCCGAUAUAGGUUGUAUGUUUGCUGUUGGCCAAGCGUUUGAGAAAAGUGAAGAGCAUAGUGGUAAUACCAUAGGUGCAAAGAAUGUAGUAGGAGGGAAGAUUGUUUCAGGUAGCCAAGAGAAACUCUGGAGUGAUACCAUCAAGAAGGCUAGCGAGGAGUGGGGGAAUAGUGAGAAGGAGAAUCCUUGUUCUAGCUUGGAUUCCGACUUGAGAAGUAGCGAUUUUGUGUUUUCGAGUGGCUCGGUUUCUGUUACUAACCAUGGAGAGAAAGAUGAGAGAUUGACGAUGAAUUAUAUUGGGGGAUUUAGCAAUGAAGGUCAAGUUCAGGAGGAAGUUCAAACAUAUAGCAGAAGCAAAAACGGGUAUAAAGAAGACGAUGGAGAUGAGAGUAAGAAAAACAAUAAUCAUUGGGCAGAUAAAGAUCCACUUGCAGAUUCUAUCAGAAGCUUUGCAGCUCUGCAGGAAGCUCUUUGGAAAGAGGUUCAAAGUUUCCAGGAGCUGGGUAAGGAAUCUAUACUACUACAUUCAAACACCGAUGAAUUGAGUGCAGACCAACCAAGUCAAGAAAAUUGUAGAGAAGAUAACUCAACAUCCUCAGGAUCAAAGGCACUGAUCUUGAAGGAGAAGGUAAAACAUCUGGAACACAAACUAGAGGAAGCGAGAACUGCGCUCGAGGCAAAGGAAGUUAGGAUCCAAGAACUCGAAAACUCAAAGAUUGAAUCUGAACUUGAAGGCAUUUUCCAGAGAAAGAUCGAAACUGAAAUCGAGCAUUUGAUGCUCACAAGAUCUCUGAGUUCACUACAAGUACUCCAAGAACCUAAGAAGUUACAUUCUCUGACAGAAGAUCCAGGAUCAAACCGUGGAGACAUCUUUGGAAAAACAUACAACAAGAGAUGCGACGAUUCCUCUGCUCCUGCCAAAUAUGAUGAUCUUGUCCGUAACUCUGCUCUCUUCUGGGAUAAGCUCCGAGCUGUUCUCGGACUAACCAGCCAAACUUUGAAGGUUCCUACUGUGGGAGGGAAUACUCUUGAUCUGCAUCGGCUUUUCAUCGAGGUUACUUCUCGAGGUGGCAUCGAAAGGGUGGUUAAGGAUCGGAAAUGGAAAGAAGUGAUUGGUGCAUUCAGUUUUCCGACAACGAUAACAAGUGCAUCGUUUGUCUUGAGGAAGUAUUAUCUCAAGUUUCUUUUUCAACUGGAACAUGUGUAUUACCUUGAAAAACCAGUGUCUUCAAUCCAGUCAACAGAUGAAGCAAUGAAGAGCCUUGCCAAUGAAUCUCCAAACCCUGAGGAAGGUAUUGAUGAACCACAAGUUGGGUAUGAGGUUCAAGGAUUCAUUGACGGGAAGUUUGAUAACGGCUAUCUGGUGACGAUGAAAUUGGGUUCUCAAGAGCUGAAAGGUGUGAUUUACCACAUUCCUCAAACGCCAAGUCAGUCCCAACAAACCAUGGAAACAGCUUCAGCCGUUGUACCAUCAUCACAACGCCGGCAUAGGAAGAAAUCAAAGUUGGCUGUCGUCGAUACUCAGAAGCCCAAAUGCCACAGGAGUGGCUACAACUUCUUCUUUGCUGAGCAGUACGCUAGGCUUAAACCUGAGUACCAUGGACAAGAACGAAGCAUCACCAAGAAAAUAGGACACAUGUGGAGCAACCUCACUGAAUCUGAGAAACAGGUUUAUCAAGACAAAGGAGUUAAGGAUGUGGAGAGAUACAGAAUUGAGAUGUUGGAAUAUAAGUCUUCACAUGAGUCAGGAGCUGCUGCUUCUACAGUGGCUCAGUAGCUUUUCUCCCAUUUGUUGUCUAUUGUGUUUGUUGUAACAUUGUCUCUCUCUCUCUCUAGAACUUGUUUUUUCUUUUCUUAAAAUUUUAUGUUUUCUAUCAGUUGCAGAAUUUGCCAUGUUUAAUGUUUAUGAUGGCUUUAGAGCUAGUGAAGAGGUUACUAACUGCGAACUAGUGUCUCUCUUGUUUCUUUUAGCAAGUGCCAUUUUGUAGUGUUACGGGCAUAUCCAUAUAUC
Messenger RNA from Arabidopsis arenosa, 2431 nucleotides. The record is from the annotation of a GenBank genome assembly. Lineage: Eukaryota; Viridiplantae; Streptophyta; Magnoliopsida; Brassicales; Brassicaceae.